AGCAACUAGCAAACUAGGAAUUAUAUUACUAAGUGGAAUGGCUCCUUUGUUGUAUUAUUCCAUCCUUUCUCUUGCUUUCAUUCUCACCUUCAAGCUUUUGUUACAAAGAAGAAAAAGAUUCAAAAACCUUCCACCAUUUCCACCAACUCUUCCCAUAAUCGGCAAUCUCCACCACAUAAAGCCCCCACUACACCGUUCCCUUCACAAACUAUCACAAAAGUGUGGUCCUAUCUUCUCUCUUUGGUUUGGUUCACGUCUUGUGGUUGUUAUCUCCUCCCCAACCUUAGUUCAAGAGUGUUUCACGAAAAACGACACCGUUCUCGCAAACCGGCCACGUUUACUCACCGGAAAGUACCUCUUCUACAAUUACACCACCUUAGGUUCCGCCUCCUAUGGUGACCAUUGGCGCAACCUCCGCCGCAUCACCACUAUUGACGUUCUCUCAACACAACGUCUAAACUCCUUUUUCGAAGUUCGAAGGGACGAAACCUUGAGGUUCAUGCAAAAGCUUGCUCAAGACACGUGCAAGGGGUUCACUCACGUGCAGCUUAGACCUAGGCUCACGGAGAUGACGUUCAACAACAUGAUGAGGAUGAUCUCUGGGAAGAGGUACUAUGGUGAGGAUAUUGAUGUUGCCGAUGCCGAGGAAGCGAAGCAGUUCAGAGAGAUUAUUUCGGAGAUGCUAUCGUUGUUGGGUGCAAAUAACAAGGGUGAUUUCUUGCCUUUUCUUCGGUGGUUUGAUCUUGAUGGUUUGGAGAAGAGGUUGAAGUCUAUUAGCAAAAGAGCUGACACGUUCUUGCAAGGACUCGUUGAAGAGCAUCGUAAUGGAAAGCACAGAGCCAAUACCAUGAUUGAACAUCUCUUAACGUUGCAAAAAUCGCAGCCUGAAUACUACUCAGAUUAUAUUAUCAAAGGGCUUAUUCAGGCCAUGUUACUCGCUGGAACAGACACAACAGCUGUGACUAUAGAGUGGGCAAUAUCUGCUUUAUUAAAUCACCCGGAGAUACUGAAGAAAGCGAAGGAUGAAUUGGACACUCACUUUGGGCAAGAUCGCUUGGUAGAUGAGUCAGACAUUCCAAAUCUCCCAUACCUUCAAAAUAUUAUCUACGAGACACUUCGAUUGUACACUCCAGCUCCGGUACUAUUGCCUCAUUUUUCUUCGGAUGAGUGCGACAUUGGAGGAUUCACCAUUCCACGUGACACUAUAGCGUUGAUUAAUGCAUGGGCCAUUCAAAGAGAUCCUGAGACUUGGAGUGAUGCUGAAAGUUUUAAGCCCGAGAGAUUUGAAAAAGAAGGGGAAACAAAUAAAUUAAUUGCAUUUGGAUUGGGAAGAAGGGCUUGUCCUGGAUUAGGUUUGGCACACCGUACAAUGGGCUUGACUUUGGGAUUAUUGAUUCAGUGCUUUGAAUGGAAACGUUCAACUGAUGAAGAAAUUGAUAUGAUGGAGACAAAAGGGGUCGCUAUGCCAAAGUUAAUUCCAUUAGAAGCUAUGUGCAAAGCACGACCGAUCAUUAAGAAAGUUAUGCAGUAAUUAUCUAUCCAGUGCUGAAGUUGUGCGAGAAUCUACAAUUACAUGUUAUAUAUAUGUGUGUAUUUUCCGUAUCUAUUUAGAUAUUGAAAUAAAUAAAUAAAUAAUAUUUUGGUUAAUUUAAUGA
This is a messenger RNA of Gastrolobium bilobum, 1655 nucleotides long. RefSeq names its product isoflavone 3'-hydroxylase-like. Gene Ontology annotation, molecular function: oxidoreductase activity, acting on paired donors, with incorporation or reduction of molecular oxygen; monooxygenase activity; iron ion binding. The record is from RefSeq and is a predicted model, not a curated record. The transcript has 2 exons. Lineage: Eukaryota; Viridiplantae; Streptophyta; Magnoliopsida; Fabales; Fabaceae. Bases 38 to 1531 code for a protein of 497 amino acids.